Molecule: messenger RNA, 300 nt
Organism: Gongylonema pulchrum
Lineage: Eukaryota; Metazoa; Nematoda; Chromadorea; Rhabditida; Gongylonematidae
Source: the annotation of a GenBank genome assembly
AUGGAUGGCUAUACGGCACUGCAUCGAGCAGCAUAUGGUGGUCAUGUUGAAGCGGUGGAGUAUUUGCUCUCACUAGGCGCUGAUCCAGAAUGGACGACAGAUGAUGGAUGGACGGUGUUGCAUUGCGCUGCAACAUGGGCCAUGUACGAAGUGGUGGCCCUGCUGCUCCGGCAUGGCAUUAAUGUCAAUAGUCGUACGAACGGCCAGCUAACACCACUCCAUCUCGCCGUCUCAUCAAAUCAACCACAAGAUCGUGUACUCACUACUAUCCACUACCUCCUCGAAGCCCCAGGUUUAUAG